Molecule: messenger RNA, 2109 nt
Organism: Gloeophyllum trabeum ATCC 11539
Lineage: Eukaryota; Fungi; Basidiomycota; Agaricomycetes; Gloeophyllales; Gloeophyllaceae
Exons: 4
Coding region: 1-2109 (702 amino acids)
Biological process (GO): protein phosphorylation
Molecular function (GO): protein kinase activity
Source: RefSeq, a predicted model, not a curated record
AUGGAAACUGAUCACUCUCCCCGGAAACCCAACCCUGGGUCCACCCACAAUUUUGCUAGCUCACACUCUGUGGACCACCGUAAAUUUGCUAUGGAAGUGGGUCGCCGAACCCAAUUCGAAGAUGAUGGCGUAUUCUCGCAUCUCCGUCUGGACAUGUACAAAACGAAGGGCGGAGCGCAUGCGAACAAUAUAGAAGACCUUGUCAAGAAAUAUCCUAUCGAAAACGCAGGAGCUCUCACUUCCCUCAGAGAGCUAGCUGCGUCCUCUUCUGCCAGUGCCAAGGAACGACUAAUGUAUCCGCACCUCUUACAGCUCUUCCAGUACGCUCUGACAUCUCUCGGUAAUAAUGAAUUAGGCCGCGCUGUAGUAGAGGAACAAGAACUGCGACCUGAUAUCGAUGUUGCUGGUUUCUCCCUAGUGAAGCCGGACUUCACCAUCGUCGACCACGGCAAAGAGAACUCGAAUUUGUGGCGUCACAGAGCGGUGUUUGUUGAGGUGAAGACCUCGGAAGGGGAGAAUCCGAAGGUCACCCCAACGGGUGUGUCGCGUAUCCUCGCGCAAGCUGCCACCUAUGCACGCCUGCAUAUGUCAGCUAGACCCUUUCAACUCUUCUCCGUGGGUUUGCUUAUUUGGGGAACCCACUUCUGCGUCGCGAUAUUUGAUCGUGGCAGCGUUCGUCUCUCUCCCGCCAAGUCCAUAAUAUAUGAUUGCGAGACCUUCAUUGCAGUGGUACGAAACUUGGGGCACGUUUUGUCGGACAUCGAGUUGGGCCAGGACCCGACGGUCAUUCGACUGGAUGAAGAGGAGACUCGGCGUCUCACUGGAGACCAAAGCUCAAGCGUGUAUCCAUCCUACGUCAUUAAACCGUUUUGCGGAAAGGAUAGCCGAUGGUGGUGCACAGUCGGGCCUAUGAUCUGGAGCUCGGUGUCACUCUUUGGCCGUGGAACUCUCGUCUUCCGUGUACGGGAAUACAAGUCCAUGGAUAUCCAGAAUCACCGACUGGAUGCUAGUCUCGGUGAGGCCACUGUUGUGAUGAAGACUGCAUGGAGAGACAGUGGCCGCAAUUCUGAAUCAGAGAUCUAUGGAGCUGUUCGAGGAGGCCAUCCGGCUUUGGCUAGCCACAUCUUUGGUGAAGAUGUUCUUGAUGCAGACGGGAAUUCAACCGAAGUCCGCCAAGUUCCAGGUGGACAGGAAGGACAGGAAACCAAGAUACUCCACAGGCUCUUCAUAAGUACCCUUGGCCGACCGAUCUGGGAGUAUGAAACCGAGCUGGAGCUUCUGAAAGGGUUUCUGGCAGCUUUGAGUGCACACGAAUGGCUCUCCACGAAGAAGAAACUCCUGCAUCGUGAUAUCAGUGCCGGGAAUAUCCUCCUCGCUGCCGACUUCAGGAAUGCACCUUCGGGUGCAGAGGGCUUCCUGUGCGAUCUGGAGUACGCACGUGUGAACGAACUGCCCAAGGAUGUGACGGAAGUCCGCCGAGUUGCCCCCGUCCUGAGGGGUCGUUACGCCAGUGGCAACCCUCACUAUACUGACUGGGACACAUCUAUGAAGAUAACUUUCGGUUACACCACCGCAAAACGUGGCGCAGAUUUGACGGGAACAUUGCAAUUCAUGUCCCUCAGAAUAUUGAAAGCUAUAGAUGAAAAUCAAGCUCAGCCUAGCCAAGGCAUCGCGGAUGAUAUCGAGUCUUUCAUCUACGUUCUAGGUUACGCUGUUCUAAUGAAGAUAACACGGCAGACGAAGUGGGACACCAGCAAGCGGAAGUACUGGCAAGACACGUUCGAUGCCGCAUUUGGGAAGAUUGACCAUAAGGAUAUCGUAAAGGCUAGGGUGUCCAUAGCACCCCUGGAAUGGGCCCAAAAAGCAGGCACUGACUUCGAGUUGGAGGAGAUAGGAAUGUCACGUCCUUUCUUCAAUAUCCUCCUGAGGUUAUUCAUUCUCCUUCAAGAUGUGCACAGAACACAAGUACGGGGGAACAUCGGGAAAAACCCCUAUGUGGACGACACUGUUAGAUCGGAAGUCUCCAGUCAACCUGAGAUCAUGUUGGGAUACAGAGAGUUCCGCGAGAUUUUGGAGCAGGGGAUCACUAAACUGGAACUCAGGGAGUAG